This is a messenger RNA of Rosa chinensis, 1015 nucleotides long. RefSeq names its product thioredoxin domain-containing protein 9 homolog. The record is from RefSeq and is a predicted model, not a curated record. The transcript has 4 exons. Gene Ontology annotation, biological process: microtubule cytoskeleton organization. Lineage: Eukaryota; Viridiplantae; Streptophyta; Magnoliopsida; Rosales; Rosaceae. The coding region runs from base 139 to 768 and encodes 209 amino acids. Gene Ontology annotation, cellular component: cytoplasm.
ACAAAACGACACCUAUUGACGUCGCUUUGUAGCAUAAGGUUAACAGAGAGAGAGAGAGAGAGACCCGCCCUCUUUCCCCCUCUCUCUCUCAAAUCCCAUUUCCUUCAUUUGAAUCCAAAACCUUCUGCAAAUCCAACAAUGGCGAACCGAGCCGUCCAAGAGAUAAUCGAGCAGCAAGUGCUGACGGUGGCGAAGGCGGUGGAGGACAAGCUCGACGAGGAGAUCGCAGCCCUAGAUCGGGUCGACGACGACGAUCUGGAGGUGCUCAGAGAGCGGAGGCUCCAGCAGAUGAAGAAGAUGGCCGAGAAGCGCAGCCGUUGGAUCUCCCUUGGCCACGGCGAGUACACCGAGAUCCCUUCCGAGAAGGACUUCUUCUCCGCCGUCAAGGCCAGUGACCGCGUCGUCUGCCACUUUUACCGCGAAAAUUGGCCCUGCAAGGUUGUGGACAAGCACUUGAGCAUAUUGGCAAAGCAACACAUAGAGACACGUUUUAUGAAGAUCAAUGCUGAGAAAAGUCCGUUCUUAGCGGAGAAGCUCAAGAUUGUUGUUCUUCCAACCCUUGCCCUUAUUAAGAAUGCCAAAGUGGAUGAUUAUGUGGUUGGAUUUGAUGAGCUGGGUGGGAAAGACGACUUCAGCACAGAAGAACUAGAGGAGAGGUUGGCUAGAGCUCAAGUCAUAUUUUUUGAAGGUGAAGCAUCUUUAAAGUCCAGUGCGAAAACCAGGAGUGUCCGGCAAAGCAGCAAGGAUGAUUCAUCAGAUUCAGAGUAAAACCCUAGCUAUCAUAUCAGAGUAUAGCCAUAGGUAUCCAAUUUGUUUAUUUCGGAAAUUGGAGCAGGUUAUGCUUCAUAUAAAUGAUCAGAUGUAUUGCUGUCUGUACUUGUAUGAUAUCCUUGAAACUUUGAGAUCAUCCUCUGGAUGCUAUUACAUUAGUUUUGGUGCUUGUAUUGAGAAAAGGUUUGGGAGCUUCCUCAUUGGGUAGUGAAAUUAUGAAAUCAUAUCAUGGUUUCUUUCGUAA